UGACCUUGACGUUUGUUGUUAGGUUCUCAAGUUGCACAGUUGUAUUUAAAUGUUAGUGCAGGAUUGUGCGACAGCCGUGAGAGAAAUAAGUAGUUGAGCCUAUGUUUUAAUACUGAUCCUUUCUCACAGCUGUUUGCAGCAUAUAUUAUUCUGUUUGGGUACCAUUCCCAAUUCGGAUUUUAACCGUUGUUACUGAUACACUUCUGGUUAUAAAAUGGGUGACGACGAUCAAGUUGUACGACAAAGAACAGGGGAUGUUGUAGAACCAACUACUAUUACUGCUUCUUCGACAACUAAUACUAUCAAUAUCGAUACACAAGAUGAUGUAUUAAACGCUAAGAAACAAACAAGCGAUGAUGAUGACGAUGAUGAACCAAUUGAUCCAAUUAGACCGGAUUUUGAAGCCGCUGAAAAACUACAUCAAGGUACAAGUCAUGUACCGCCAAUAAUUAAUUUCUUAAAUAAAUUUCUUCCACCACGUUGGGUUAAUUGGACUGUACGAUUAUUUACAGGCCUACUAUUAAUUUCAGGAUUUACACUUCUUAUUUACUUGGGUCCAUUGGCAUUAGUACUUAUGGUAAGUGUUGUAUAUGAUAAGUUAUUUAUUUAUUUUUCUGUUACCACUAAACGAUUGACCAGAGUUUGUCAACUUCUUAGCAUUAGCAACUAAUUACUUAUCGUUGAUUUUGUCUUAAUUAAAUCCAUGAGGAAACUAUCAUUGCAACAAGCGAUGGAUUUUUUUUUAUCCAAGUAGGUGAAUUCCAAAUAAUAUAUGUAUAAACCAAGUACAUGCGUAUGAAUGUUAAUGGUGCUAUUUGGUUGCCAAAAGUCAAGUAGAUAGAGCAGAGUUUGAGUCCGAAACAUAGUGACUGAAAGUCGAACGCCUUAACCAUUAAACCAACAUUAAACUAUUGAAAUAAAGCUGGAGAUAGCUAAACCAAAAUGUUGUACUAGUCCCUGAAUUCACUGGUUAAUGAACUGAGCUAUGUUAAUGGGUGUGUAGACUACCUGGUUAGGGUCUACGUUGAUUAUCGCAACAGAUGAUCAGAGACUUUAAAUGACAUGGCUAAACAUCGUUCUCAAUAGUUAAAAUGCAUUUACUCUUUAUCUUCCCUUAGAACCUCGGUUGCGAAAUCUCUUUAUAUAUUUUUAUUCUUUCUAUACCUAGUCUUUUCUACCAGUGCUGAUACUUUUACUAUUCCUACUAUUCUGGAAUUUGUCUUAAAAAUAAUUUUAUGUCGCUGUACUAAUAUGGUAUGGGAACUUGAACCGAUGCACAUGUGUCAGGUUGCAUUUGAUUCACUGACUAAUCAAUUCUCUUUUUUCGUUGGCCGAUUUUAAAUGUAUGUACUUGGCUUUGAGUAACAUUGUUUGUCUUUUUAAGAACCUACUUACUUACGCCUGUUACUCCCAAUGGAGCAUAGGCCACUGACCAGCAUUCUCCAAACCACUCUCUACUGGGCCUUCUUUUAUAGCUCCAUCCAUUUCUUGUUCAUUUUACUCAUGUCUAUCUCCAUUUCUCGGCGUAAUGCCUUCUUUGGUCUUCCUCUUUUCCCUUGGCCUUGAGGAUUCCAUGUGAGGGUUUGCCUUGUGACGCAGUUCGGUGCUUUUCUCAAUGUGUGUCCUAUCCACUUCCAGUGCUUCAUUCUGAUUUCUUCCUCCGCUGGGAUCUUGUUUGUUCUCUCCCACAGUAGGUUGUUGCUGAUAGUGCCCGGCCAACGGAUCUGAAGUAUUUUGCGUAGACAACUGUUAAUAAACACCUGUAUUUUCUGGAUGAUAGCUUUCGUAGUUCUCCAGGUUUCGGCCCCAUACAUUAGAACUGUCUUGACAUUUGUAUUGAAAAUCCUGACCUUGGUGUUGGUUGACAGUUGUUUUGAGUUCCAGAUGUGCUUCAGUUUUAAAUAUGCUGCUCUUGCUUUGCCUAUCCACGCCUUCACAUCUACAUCAGAUCCACCGUGUUCAUCAAUGAUACUGCCCAGAUGUGUAAAGGUUUUUACACUGUGUAAGAACUAGUAAUACUGAUAAUCUGUUGUCCAAGCCGAAAUAGUUGAAUUAUUAUUAUUAUUAUUAUCAUUAUUAUUAUUAUAAGCUUUAUUCAACAUUAUAUUUUUAGUACAACAUAGAAUUCUCAACAUAAAGUAUUUCAACAAGUUUCCUUUUUUUAUACCUUGAUCGAUUGUGACGAUAAAUUUUGAAUGAUGACCAGUUAGAUGUUAGGAGUUCGGUAAUCCACAUUUGAUUAAUGUUCAUUCGUUUCAAUGCAUAUUGCCGGCCACAAUGAUGUCGCUGAUUGUACCUUUUUGUAUCCCGUAUAGCGAAAGGUUGUAAACUUUUCAUAAACGCGCCUGAAUAGAUUGUGUGCACAACAGACAUAAUGAUGUGCUAAAACAAACAACAAAACAGAUAACUUGAUGAAAUAUCUAGAUCGGAGGAAACAGGUAGCCCAGAUAUUCAAGCAGGCCGCCUUCAGUUGCCAACCUACUAGUUGGUUGCCAAGUGUUUCAACUGUUAACUUAUCAAUGCUUAAAUAAUUGAUUAAUCCAGAUUUAUCUUUGGAUAUGUCUUGUUCUUGAAUUCUUAAAUAUCAGCUUUCUAACUGCCUCCCGGUUCAUGAAAGUCUUUCAAUCUUGAGGCCAGAAAAAAGCUUAAGACAGGAAGUAAGGAAGAAGAUUCACUAUAAAAGGAUAUAUAUGGAAUCAUGUGUAACCUUGAGAUCCUGGAAGUUUUUCGAAAACAAGCUGAAAUCAGUAACUAAUUUGGCAAUUGCUUAAUCAAUGUAAACGGAGUAUAAUAAAUCGUUUUCUAGAUUUAUCAUGUAGUCUUCUAGACAAGAUAAUCACGUAAAAUCUCUUUAAUGUUUUCUCGGAAUUCAUUCAUCCAUACGGGUACAGAGAAUUUUGACUCGAGAUAAGCUCUACUCUUGUUCGCAAUGUUGACUUAGCACCUAGCAACCCCUUCUUCAUUUAUUUCGUUCAAACCACAAGUGCCGAAAAUAAAAGAAUCCUCGAACCUUCCACUACUCAUGGUAUUCAUUAAGGUUUUAUUUAUAAAGUCAUGAAAAAUGUAGCUUUCUACGACGAAAAUACCACUUCAUCAUGCUACAGACAUGUUAAGUGUAGUAUAGUCAGUCAUAAUGGUAAAAAAAUUACAACCAAGUAAAAAUCAAACCUCCAAAAUAUCUACCAUUAGGUGAGUAAAUAAAUAAAAACAUGACCGUAAUUACUAUGAUACACUUAAAUGACUUGACAAUAUUUACCCCCAGUCAGAAAUUUUUAACAUUUUAGCUAAUGUCAGUUUGUGAUUAAAACUCUAAACCUAACCGUAAAUAAUAUGAGGAUUCUCAAAGCUCUGUUUGGAUCCUGAUAAAAUUUCAAGAAGAUAGAUAAUCUAUUCUUACGAGGACAACUUUAGAUGUCGUUGGUUUUUUUGGGAAGAAAUUUACAGACUGUUCUGACUUAUGGCCGCCCACUAAUAUCACAUGAAAAAACCACCAAUCAGAAUAUUUAUUUCUAUAACUUCGUAUCUGAUCUAACCAAUGACAUGAUAACCGGCACUAGUAGCUUUUAUUCAGUGCUAAGUCCUUAGUGGCACUUGGUCUGGUGGCUUCUCUUCAUGAUCAUUAAGUCCAGAUAAUAGCAAUUAGUCUCCACUAGACGAAUAUUAUAUUUCACACAUACAUAGUUUACACACAAACAGACCUGACCAUCACACCAUAAAAUGAAAAAUGACAAUUAUACAUGAUCAAGACAAAAAGUGGUUGUAAGGGAGACUGUGAAUAAUAAACUAGCUACUAAUGAAGAACAGCAGAUCAUAGAAUAGUAGUUAAUGGGUUAAUCAAAAACUCACGAUAAAAGGAAUAUAAAUAUAUCACAAUCUGAUUACGUAAUAAUUAUACAAUUAUAUAUAUAAAUUAAUUCUGAUAGUUACUAUUCAUUUAGUUUUCGUUGGAUUUAACAGACAUGACUAACCAGUAAAUGACUUUAAUCAACAUAAAUUUUGUUGAUACUUUUGUUAAAUGAGGAGUAUUUUUUUAUUUGAACACAUAGAUAUUGGUACAAGGGGGCACCAGAUACAUAUGCGCCACACAAAUCUUAUUUGAUUUGUGUGAAGGCUGUGAUACUACCCGGGUGCCCGAACCGAAGCAGAUGGUUUUCUUAGGAGGCCACACCCGGAGCCUUCGACCUAAAGGUCUGAUCCACAAGGCAGUGGAGCGACGUAAGGAGAUGAAGUCUCAUGGUAGCCGGUCACCAAUAAUUGAUUCACACGCCAUUUGUUACCUCAGGAUUCUGGAGUUCAUGUGCACCAAUGGUUUGGAAUCAGGGAUUUCCAACUCCCCUAUGUGGACUCUCCAUGUCCACCAACCCAGUUAAAGCGCCGGCCAUUCGCUUUUCGUCCUCUCAAUUUUGUAAACAACACCCGUGGUGCGAGAAAGCAGUGAGUAUGACUUCCCUGACAGUGGUUGUAUGCACGCGGCCAUGUGAGAGCAUUUCCAGUAGGAGAGCUGACUCUCUUUACUCUUUGCCGUACCAGGGGGAGGAGGAGUCGCACAAUAGGACGAAACGUCCGUCCAGUGCUUCUAGGUUUUCCCUGGUGGUCUAGCUUCAAUUGAAUCAUGAUCUCAACUAUUGAAAUUACUACAAUCUUUACAAAACCCCUUCUGAUGCAAAUGAUUAUUUACCAUAACUUAAACUAUACACUUGUAGUUGUCCCAUUUUUUUCCUUAUCACCGUAUCGAUUGGUUAAGAAUUAAUUGAAAAUUCGUAUCAGUUGUUUUUGUUUUAAAACUCAUCCCUUUAUUACACACUUGUCUAAACUAGAAUUUAUUCUUGUUAUAAUAAUAGUAAUAAAUUUAAACGAGCUUUGUCAAGUAUGAAUCCACCUUUUUUCGCUUAUUAAAUUAUGAGAUAAGUUUGUAUUAUAUUCAACUUGGAUCAAUCAAAUGGUCGUUUGUGCUUGAUCGAUUAUUUUGUACUUAAAUAAUUACCCUGCGGAUUAGUUGUUACUAUGGCUGUGUGUAUGUGUGUAUGUGUAUGUUAUAGAGAAAGUUUUAAAUGAUUUGAUAUGAAGAAAAUUUCAACUGUCAAAAAUAAUAAUUAGAUUACUAGUUAAUGAAUGAACUCAAUGAUAUAAUGUGUAGUGUAAUCAAAUAAUAAUUACUCACAACACUGUAACAUUACUGUAGGCGCUUCCCUCUUCAUCCACCCUAAAUGAAUCGAAAUAAAAGAUGAGAGACUACUAACCAGAUAUGUAGUUAUAUUUUGUUUUAUUUACUAGAAUGACUAUGAGCACAAAAUAAAUCUGAUAAAAUAUUAUGGAUUAUUGAAGGAAAUCAGUUUUUAGUUCAAUUAUCCAUCAAUCAAUCAAUUAUUAUCUUACUGUUAGACUAUUUUAUCAAUGCGUGGAGGGGGCUUCAAUAAUUUUAACAUAAUAGAAUUUUGUGAUCUGAUCCCUGUUUGAUCUAUUCAUUUUUAGUUUUUAAACAACUAGGCAGGUCACCAUCGAUAAUGAAAUAAGAAUAAAUAAAUAAGAACUAUCAGAAUGAGGGGGAUUUGUGGAGAUUGUAGUAUUUUUUUCGAUAGUUGAAUUCGUUAGUCGAUCUAAGCUAGAACACUAUUGAAAACCUGGAAGCACUGGAUGGUCGUUUCGUCUUAGUAUGGGACUCCUCAACAGUGCGCACACACGAUCAUGCAUGCGGGACUCGGACCCAAGGCCUUCGGUCUCGUGCGCGAACGCUUGUUUUCUAGACCACUGAGUCGGCAUCCAACGGUGUUAAUGUUUUACUUUAAUCGAUCCAUGAUCUUACUCAAUCCUUCAUCCAUUCGGACAGACUACCAUACCAUAAGGCGGCCUGCUUGAGCAUCUGGGCUACCUGUUCCUGCCAUCUAGAUAUUUCAACAAGUUAUCUAUUUUUGUUUGUUUUAAUAUAUCAUUAUGUCUAUUAAUCACACAACCUAUUCUGCUGCGUUUCUGAAAAGUGUACAACCUUUCGUUGUCAAAGUUACAAAAAGCUCAAAAAGAGAGAAUAUUGUUGCUGGCAAUAUACAACGAAAAGAAUGUACAUUAUUCAGAUGUUCAUUUACUGGACUGUUAACAUCUAGCUGGCGAUCACUCAGUAUUUAUCGCGAGGACCGACCAAGAAGAAAGAAACGGAAACUUGUUGAAAUACUUUGUGCUGAGAAUUCUAUAUUGUACCAAUAAUAUAAUAUUGAAUAAAGCUUAUAAUAAUAAAAUUAAAAUUAAAUUAAAUUGUCUGUUGGAUACCAGCUCAGUGGUCUGGAAGUUAAGUGUUCUCUCACGAGACCGAAGGACCUAGGUUCGAGUCCCGUGUGCGGGAUGAUGAAUAAAAAUUAGUUAUAUUAAAUUAUCGUCACUUAUUUCCUCAUUUUCACUACAAUUAAUAUUUUACGAAAGGGAGUUUUUACGGAUUGUUUAAAUUGAAAGUAAUUUUAUGAAAUGGAUUCAGUUGAUAUAUCAUGGAAACAGUCUGCAGUUGCUUUCAUCCUAAGUUGAAGCCUCUUCACAAAGUCGAUUGUUAUACAUAACUUCGAAGAAUUAUUAUUAUCAAUGGCUGAACAACUAUCUGGUACUUUUUGAUUUUCAAUGAGUUUUCCGGUUGUAAACGGUCCAUCAUACAUCCAACGAUGGUUGCUACUUUUAUGCUAGUGGCCAGGCUUGCAUAUCGUAAUCAUCCAGUCGAAAUAUAUUAGUUAGAACACUUGUUUCUUUAGGUCCUACCAUGCCAGCUAUCUCUCUCUCUUGUGUUUUAACAUUGUUGUAUAUUUUAUUUUCCAUGAAAACAUCUGUUUCUCUCUGGUGUAUUCCUAAUAUUUUCUAUUACCAUUGGUACACUGUUACUACUAUAUAAAUUACUCUGGUAUGUAUCAUAAUAAUUUUAUCUCUCUGUGCCGAUACAAUGUAGCUUUUGAACCGGUGCACAAACGUACCGUUUCUACACUGUUUAGGACCUCCUGAAUUCAUAUCUCAAGAAGCUGUUUAUUUAUUACUAUCUCAUUUGUGUACAAGUUUAUGCUCUUCCCCUCUUCUUCAAAAGUUACCGGAUAUGAUAUGAAAAGAUAACUUGUGAUUAUCUCUACUUUUGUAACUUCGAUACACACACAAAAAUUUCAAUAAAUAAGGCUUUAUUAAUAGCAUCAUGUGACGGAUUAAUUUUAUCACAGAAACAUUGGCUAUGAAAUGGUAGAUGUAUCCAUUGUUUAUUGUUGUGUCUCUGUUUUCAUGUGUUUGGAUUUUGUUACAUUAUCUAUUCUAAUCAGAUUAAAAAGUGAUCAUCGUUUUCAAUGUGGAUUUAAAUGAAAUCAAUUUGGAUAGGAUUAUUUAGCAAAUCGAGGCGAAAUUUCAUCCAUCCUUUUCAAUCUAAUUUAGUAUUAUACAAUCAGUAGUGGGUUUUGUUAAUCGUAAGUAUUAAUGUGGUGGACCCUACUUACAAGAUUGCUUCUAAGAAGUAUGCAGCGAAGUGUCGCAUGGGAGUUACUACAGUUAACCGAGGAUAGGAGUCUCAAGAAGCCUAAAGCCUGCCGAGUUCAGGAUACUUUUGAGACUGGAAGAGAAGCUAUAUAAGGCAGCCUACAGUCAGCUUGUGUUUCGGAACACACAUUAGAUGCAAAUGAAGGAUUGAAGAAUAAGUGUAUAUAUUUCAUAAAUAAUCUGUGUUCUCUGUAAAUUAAUACCAUCUGAACUUGACUUGUUCUUACAUUACGGUAGUAAGUAGAGUACACGACAGACAUCAUUAAAUCUUGCUUCAAUGUUUAAUUUCUAUGAAAUUUCUAUCCACCAUAACUAGUAGUUUGAUAUGUUGAUUAUUUUAAUAUUAGGAAAUUUAAAAUUGUUAUUCAUGAUUAAUAUUAUAAUAGACAUAAGCAGAUAAGCUAAAAAGAUAAAAUAAAUGCAAACAUGGGUUUGCAAAUCAUAGAUGUUACAUUUUUAUCAUAGGAAAAGUAUUAUUCAGUGGUUUAAUCAGUUAAGAUCAGCUUGGUUUUUCUACAUCAAAUUUAGUGUUCGCCGGUGUAGCAGCAGUCUCUGCAUCAGUAGGCCUCAGCAUACACAAGGGGGGAAAGCCAAGGUCCUCAAAUUCAAAGCGGAGAACAGCAGUCCAAUCACUGUUGAUGGCGAAACUCUGGAAGAUGUAGAAUCCUUCACAUACCUGGGAAGCAUAAUCGAUGAACAAGGAGGUCCCGAUGCAGACGUAAAGAUGAGGAUUGGAAAAGCAAGGACAGCAUUCCUACAAUUGAAGAACAUAUGGAACUCAAAACAACUUUCAACCAAUAUCAAAGUGAGAAUCUUCAAUACCAACGUCAAGGCAGUUCUACUGUAUGGAGCUAAAACUUGGAGAACUACAACAACCACCAUCAAGAAGGUACAAGUAUUUAUAAAUGGUUGUCUACUCAAGAUACUCAACAUUCAUUGGCCGGAUACCAUCAACAACAGGCUUUUGUGGGAGAGAACAAACCAGCUUCCAGCUGAAGAGGAAAUUAGGAAAAGACGAUGGAAACGGAUAGGACAUACAAUAUGCAAAUCGUCAAACUGCAUCACGAGUCAAGCCCUAACUUGGGAUCCUGAAGGAAGGCGGAAAAGAAGAAGACCAAAUAACACAUUACGUCGGGAAAUAUAAGCAGAUAUGGAAAGGAUGAAUAACAACUGGAAGGAGCUGGAAAGGAUUGCUCAGGAGAGGGUUGGAUGGAGAAUGCUAGUGAGCGGCCUAUGCUCCUUCACGAGGAGUAACAGGCGUAAGUAAGUAAGUAAGUAAUAAAAAAACAUUCCAUUAUGAUCUGACUGUAGCUGCUUGGAUGUCAUAAUGAUCUUAUCAAGGUAUAUUAUCUAGAACUUGUUCUUCUAGGUCUUACCAUAUUAACCAGGUUGGUUACUGAGCAGUAAACGUACAUUUCAAGGUUUAUGUCGUAAUCCCGGAUGCGACAGCAGUAAAGUGUUUCCCUAAUACAACCAGCAUCAGCUCAAUAGAUUUCUGUCAGUAGUUGUAAUGUCUGUAAAGCACAGAACUAACAGAUCAAAAACCACUCACAUGCGGACCGUUUAUGUGUGACUCACCUCAAGCAAUUGUUCCUUCAGCUCUAUGAUCGCACUCCCAGAUCCUUGAGACUAACUCCUAACCCUAACCUACUUUAGAUUUCAAGUCUCUUAAGAUGAAAUUACUUUACGUAGUAAAUGUAGCGGGCAAUUAGCAACCAUUCCUAUACCUCUAACAACACUCGUGACCAUCUUGAAUGACUAAUUAUGAUACAACUAUUGUUUAGAUGUUCAAAUUAGUAGUUUCUCGAUAAGGUUCAAAUCCACAAUAUUUAGUGUUUGUAAAUUAAAUAUUCCAAUUGUUUUGUACAACAAAUUUAACAAAUUCUGUUAUUAUACUAUACUUAGCUUUAAUUUAUUUUUCUACAUGAAUAUAGGUUUUAGCUAUUCAAUUGGCUUGCUUCUAUGAAAUUAUCAAUAUUGGUUAUUUGGUUUAUCGAUCGCAUGAUUUACCUUGGUUUCGAUUAUUAUCAUGGUAUUUUUUGUUUACAUCAAAUUAUUACUUAUUUGGUGAAAGUUUAAUCGCCCGAUUUCGAUUACUUUUAGCUAAAGAAGAUUUUCUACAACCAUGGAUAACUCAUCAUCAGUUUAUUUCAUUUUCAUUAUAUUGUGCUGGGAUUGUUGCAUUUGUUCUAAGUUUAGUUAAAAGGCAUUAUAUUAAACAGUUUACUUUGUUUGGAUGGACUCAUGUUACAUUGCUUAUUUUCGUUACAUCAUCUUAUUUCUGUAUUGAAAAUAUUUUCAAUGGUUUAAUUUGGUUUCUUUUACCAGUUUGUCUGGUUAUAUGCAAUGAUAUUAUGGCAUAUGUAUUUGGAUUUUUCUAUGGGAAAACACCACUUAUUAAAUUGUCACCGAAAAAAACAUGGGAAGGUUUUAUUGGCGGUGGUUUAUCCACUAUACUAUUCAGUAUAUUACUAUCUUAUAUUUUAUUAAAAUAUGAUUAUUUCGUAUGUCCAAUUGAAUGGGAUGAUACAAAAGGUUCUUUAACAAUGAAUUGUACUAGAAAUCCUGUAUUUAUAGCACAGAUCUAUGAUUUACCGAAGUAUUUAUUCUUUCUUCCAAUACGUCAAAUCACUUGGUAUCCAUUCUUACAGCAUUGUUUAAUUAUCAGUAUAUAUACAUCAGUUGUUGGACCAUUUGGUGGAUUCUUCGCUAGCGGUUUUAAGAGAGCAUUUAAAAUUAAAGAUUUUGGUGAUUUUUUCCCUGGACACGGUGGUGUAGUUGAUCGUUUUGAUUGUCAAUUAAUAAUUGGAACAUUUGUAUUAUUUUAUUAUAAUUCAUUUGUUCGAACUUAUAGUCCUGUUUCUCUAUUACCAAAAAUCUACAUUUUACCACCAAAUGCACAAAUUCUAUUUUAUCGUCUACUUACGGAUGGUCUUUAUAAACGUGGUCUACUUCCUAAUCAAUUAAUAGAUGCAGUAAAUGAAUAUUUACCAUCUUCAUCAGGAUCAAGUUCAACAACAAUACGACCAACUAGUUCAUCAUCAUCAUCAUCGUUGAAUAAUGUUGAAGUAUAGAAAGUAUUUGAAAAAGAUCAACCAAUGAGAAUAUAAGCCAACAAGUGAUAGUGUUACAAACACACACACAUACAAACCUACAUACCUCUGUAUGUUUGAUCGUGUGCGUGUGUAUUUGUAUUUUAUUAACACACACACACACACACACACUAGAGCUACAGAAGUACAUGUGCGUUUAACUUAUUUUUCAUACAGAAAGAUGAAAUAUAAAAUUACUUCGAUAAAAAUACUUCUACUAGUGGGCUUGGUGAUUGUUCAAGUUUGAAUUUUAUAAUGAGAUUCCGAUUAAAAAUGUGUUGUUGUUCCCCUCCCCGCUCAUUUUUAUCAUUAUUAUUAUUCUUAUUACUUAUUUGCUAACAGGCUUUUAUUGUAUACUUGCCCCUCGCAUAGACCAGUGUAUUGUAGAUCAUUAACAUAAUGAGAUAUGCACUCGCAUAUAUACAUAUAUAAACCGCAUACAGACACAUACACAGUCACGCAUUAUGAGGUGUACGACUAACGUUAAUAACUAGUCCACUUUACAUUGAAAUUUGUUUUCAACUUUUAAAUUAAUUAGUAAAUAUUUGUUGUACUACUUACUAAUUUAUACUACUUAUAUAUAAGUAGUAUGUGUUGCUAGCUGAAUUUAACUGAAAGAAAUCGUUAAAUACAAGCAGAAAUUUAAAAUGUGAAUCAUGAAAGUGUCAAUACAAUUGUGUUUUAACAGAAUAUGUAGAAUUUGUUUCUUGUUUAUUUUUAUUGUAGAAAAUAAAAAAAAGAUACUGAUUUACUACUCUAUUCAAUCCAGUCAAUGUAGUAUUGUUUUAAUUGAUCAUCGUCAUCAUCAUUUAUUUUGUAUUGUUCACUUAUGUGGUGCAUUUCCCUCUCUCCCUCUCUCUCUCUCCACGUGUAACCGGCUUGUAUCUGUUUACAUAACCUCAUCAUUAUUAUUAUUGUCAUUGUCAGUGUUGUUAUCUGUUUUACACCCGUAUAUACUACUUACUAUACACUCAUUAACAUACAUUUUCUUAUCAAUAAGAGAAUAAAAGUAUCAAACAUUAAUAGGGGUGGGGAGACUGUUGCUAUUUCUAUUUAAUUAGAGUUAUGAAUAAUACUGUUAUGUCAUCCAAUGAUAUAUUCAUUCUGUGAUUUCUUCAUUUAAUAUCUAUGUGAUACAUAUUGAUAGAGUGUAUCAAUUUGACAGUGUGCAUAUAUAUAUGUGGAUAUACAUUCAUAUUUUCAUAGAUGCUUACAAAAAUAUUGUGUUUUCUUUUUCUUCUCAUUUUUACAUCGGAUCCUGUGUCACUUUGAUACAGAUGCAUUUAAUAAAAGUAAUGAUCUUUACAAAUAUAUACACUUCCACUUAAUCAGUAUUGACACUUUGUUGUCUAUAUAGUUUAAUGAUGGAUUAUGUUAAUUCAAUUGUUGAUAGUCUUAUUAUGUUUCCUGAUUGGAAAGGGUGUAUGGUCAUUUUUGUUUCGUCCAUCAAAUCAUUCCAUCUAGGUUAAUGUGGAAGUGAUAUAAUUGGGCUAAAAUUAUUGUUCCUUGAGCAUUAUGGUCAUUUGCUAUGUUUUCUCUUUAAAUGACUUAAAAAGAAUUCAUGUUCCAUGAAAUGAGUAACCAAGACGUGAUAACAAAUGUUUCCAUACAUCUAAUAGUAUUGGAGGUUAUCUAGUUCAUAACUAACUAAUAAAUUGUGGGUUACUUCCUAUGCUCAAAGUUCAAAUAAGAUUUAUUGUGCUUAUCUCAAUUUAUAUACAAAUCAGUAGUCGUUAGAUAUUUCAAUCAAAUUCAGUUUAGGACGGCGUAUAUGUGAAUGUAGUCUGAUUUAGUAAUUUCAUUCAGUAAUGAAUAUUUUGUCGCCUUAUGGAUAAAUGUAAAUGGUUUCCGAGGGAAUUGAAGGUACUUUUAAAUUGAGAGCACACAUUUUGAUCUAGAAAUUCAUUUCUUAUUGCAUGAUAUUUCUCACAGUAUUUGUUGUUAUAUUUUUUUGUUAACUGAGAUAUUACUUAAAUGCUCAAAUCGGAAUCGGUGAUCUUAAGGAAUCAAUUCCUGAGCCAUUGGUCUAAGAGACUAACCCACAUGGAAGUGAUGUGAUGCGAGACGACACAAUCCUAUAGCUAGCAGUUUCUUUUUCCCAGGAUCUUUCAGCCUAAUUAUCCCACUGAUUUGAUAUCCAGAUUUCACCAACUAAUAUCAAAGUUCAGACAUGGAAAACAGAUAACAGUCACUGGAACCAACACAGUAUCAAACUCAGAAAUACUUCCCAUGUAUUCUGAUUGGUUAAUAACAAAAUCUUACGAUGUCAUUUUUAUAGUUGGCUAUGAUCGCAGCAUAGUAUAAUUUUAUAGGAUCUAACAUGUGGUAUUCAUGAAAAUCACAUAUGUAUAAAGUUAAAUUUGCUGAACGAAAGUAUCAAUUCUUGAUAAUAAUAAUAAUGUGUGAUAUAACUUCAAAACAUUUACCAUAGAAAAUACAUUCAACAGGUUCAAUCUCAAAACUGUUCAUAGUUUGCUUUAUUGAAUUUAUCUGAAGCGAUAAUGUUUAGAAUUAGACGAAUAUGUUUUAAUUUGCUGUAUUUUUAUGAACAUUUUACAUAAAUACUUCUUUGGUCGUUUUCUUUUUUGCCAAACAAUAAAUAGUAUUUAUAAAUGCCGAAAUCGAAUUAAACGAUUGUUAUGUAUCGUCUGGUACGGCCGAGAGUGGGAAGAGUCAGCUCUCCCUCUUGAAAUGCUCUCAUAUGGCCACGUGCAUACAACCACUGUCAGGGAAGUUCUACUCACUGCCUUCUCGCGGCACCGGUGUUAUUUAUGAAACUGAGAGGACGAAAAGCGAAUGUCCCACACUUUAACUGGGUUGAUAAACACGGAGAGUCCACCUAGGACAAUUGGAAAUCCCUGAUUCCAAACCAUUGGUGCACAUGAACUCCAGAAUCCUGAGGUAACAAAUGGCGUAUGAAUCAAUGAUUGGUGACCGGCUACUAUGGGACUGUAUCUCCUCAUGAUACUCCACUGCCUUGUGGAUCAGACCUUCAGGUCGAAGGCUCGGGAUGUGGCUCCCUAAGAAAACCACCUGCUUCGGUUUGGGUACCCGGGUAGUAUCACAGCCCUUACACAAAUCGAAUGAUUUGUGUGGCGCAUAUGUAUUUGGUGCCUCCUUGUACCAAUCUUUAUGUGUUUAAAUAAAUAAAUAUUGUCUAGUACUGAAUGAUUGUUCUACUCAUCCUGACCAUUUUAAUGAAUAUCGGAAUAUGAAGGUGUAUUGCCUUUUUGCUGUAGUGUGAAAACAACUCGUCUUACUUUUAAAGUAAAUCAGUUUUUAUGUUUGGAUUCUUUGAUUAGCGAUUGACUGGGCAUGAUAUUGAAUAAGAUUGAACUCGGAGGAUAGAAUUUGUUGAUUCGAUGUCACAUGUUAAACAUAUUUAUUUCGAUGUAAACACUUAUUUUUUCCGAGGAACUAAGAAGAGAGGUUUGGUAUGAUAAAGGUCAACUGUAUAUCUAUACUAUCUAGCGCAUUUAAAAUGCUACCAAUACAACCACUAAACGGAACUGAUAUUUGUUUGAAACUCAAUAAAAUAGCAUCUCGGGAAGUUGAUUGAUAAUAAUCUGAAGCUGUAUGUCAUGUCAUACUUCACAAAUCGUGUCACAUUUUGUCAGAUUAUUAACAGUACCAAUUGAGGUAAAAUAAGAGUUUUGUUGUCGUGAAUUGUUUUUUAUUUUUGUAAGAUAGUAGAGAUUUGUCGCACUAAAGAAGGCUUAUAAACUAGCUUAUUCAACUCCUUAAUUUAGUCUUCAU
Molecule: messenger RNA, 14333 nt
Organism: Schistosoma haematobium
Lineage: Eukaryota; Metazoa; Platyhelminthes; Trematoda; Strigeidida; Schistosomatidae
Exons: 8
Coding region: 9840-10559 (239 amino acids)
Cellular component (GO): endoplasmic reticulum membrane
Molecular function (GO): phosphatidate cytidylyltransferase activity
Source: RefSeq, a predicted model, not a curated record